AUUUAUUAGGAAUUAAUUCAUGAAAAUGUAAAAUAUUUAUGGAAUUAAGUUGUGAAAUCAUGAAAUAAGAAGAAAGAUGAAGCAAUACUUUGUUUGGUUAACUAGCAAUCAGCAAAUUUCGAUUUCCCAAAACUAGCUAUAAAAAAUAAGCAGCACUGACGGACUGUUUACUUUAUUUCGAUUUUUCAAGCCGCAACAGGAAAAUGGAAAAUACUUAUUUUUGGAAUGAAUUUCAAUUAAAACAACCACCUUUGGUGACGCUGCAGGUGAAGGACACGGGUUUCGCAAAAAAUGUGUUCGUGGUCAUCAACAGGUUCCUGCAACAGUUGUCCGAACCGGAUGCCAAGGAUUUCGAGCAGACGGCGGCGAUGAUUGGUCGACUGAUGGCACGCCGGAAGAACUCCUUCCGUAAUAUGCCGGGAUUUCGUGCCGUGUGUAAGCUUAAUGCGGCUCUGUGCCGCCUGCUUCGUUUGGAUUUGGCCAGGGAACUGGAACAGUUUCGCGGUGCUCUGCCGGAUGUGUGCGAUGAGGAAUUGGGCGGAGCUAUGCCCACGCGGAGCAGUUUUGAGUUCAUUUUGGUGCGUCUGUUGGGCUUCUAUCAUCUUCACGAGCGGAUCAGGGAAUGCUGCCUCAGUGCAGCCUCAUACUUCACUCAACUCCUGCGCAAUAACUUCUUUAUGGACUUCACCACGCUGCUAAUCGCUGCUAUUGCCAAGAUUAGCAAACUGAGCUCCUUGCAGGCCAGCAAAAGCGCCAUACUGUACAACAAGCUGCGCCCUCAGGUUGCCAACUUUCCGCAAGUGCAGAAGCACAAGUUCCUCGCGGAGAAUCAACAGCUUCCUGCCAGAUUAGAAGCCCCAAAGAGGCCUAAUAAUCAAAUACAGACAGACGAAACACCCGACAUAGUCCUCAAACCUAAAAAGGUCGUCACCAAAAUGGAAAAAGCCAGACUGGAGGCCAAAUCUGAUGUGGGCACCAUAAUUGCCAGGAAGGAAACACCCGCUCAAGAUGCAAAGAAAAUCAAAUUCAAUGAAAACGUUCUAGCCACUGUGGCGGAUGCACAGAAGUUCAUUGAACGCGAGUCAAAGGCCAGGAAACUGAAUCCACCUCCAGAAAGUUGUUUUACCAGAAAGAUAGCCAAGCACGAGUGGCUGGCCGCUCAGACGCUGUUCCAGCGCAAGCUGUCCAAAGAGCCAGAAAAGGCGUUGAGCAUAUUUCGCAAGUUUAUUGUUAACAAAAUAAAGUAACUUCACAAGCGACGAUAAA
Molecule: messenger RNA, 1266 nt
Organism: Drosophila erecta
Lineage: Eukaryota; Metazoa; Arthropoda; Insecta; Diptera; Drosophilidae
Exons: 2
Coding region: 204-1247 (347 amino acids)
Biological process (GO): positive regulation of Notch signaling pathway
Cellular component (GO): nucleus
Source: RefSeq, a predicted model, not a curated record